AUGUUUCAGAAGACGGAUAACAUUGAUUUUACUUCAAAAGAUUUGUUGGAAAGUAUUCGAGAACUUAUGGCAUUUUGUAAACAACAUUGUAGUACAAAGGGUUUAAGUCGAAAUUGGGGCUGCAGAGCUCAAGCAUGUCAUAAACAAACGGACAGAUUGAUGCACUACGGUUUCGAAAGAUUUGUAGCCGAUGCAAGAGGUGGUAAACGUGGCGAAGCCUUUUGGGAUUUGUAUCCGGACAUUGAGGAAGAAGCUCGUGAAUUUGCUAUACAAGCCUGUACAAGAAAAGCAGCGUCAUUCACUGUGGAAGAGUUGAGUCAUUUCAUAGACGACAAAUAUCGAGAAAUUAAUGAUCUAGAUAAAGAUGUACCUGGUUUGAUUCGUUUUGUACAAAGUUGCCGUCUAGAUCUACAAAAGUGGGGCAUCAGCUAUUCGCCAAACAAAAGCCGUCCAUAUCUUUUGGGCCAUGAGCGCCCGGAAGUUAUUGAGCAUCGUGAGAAAAUAAUUGACUAUUUUCUGUCGAGGGAGAACUUUUACUAUCAAGUGUCAGAAGAAAAUGAUCCAAAAUGGGUACAUCCGUCAGU
Didymodactylos carnosus is the source of this 584-nucleotide messenger RNA. The record is from the annotation of a GenBank genome assembly. NCBI's taxonomy places the organism in Eukaryota, Metazoa, Rotifera, Eurotatoria, Philodinida, Philodinidae.